Molecule: messenger RNA, 1803 nt
Organism: Desarmillaria tabescens
Lineage: Eukaryota; Fungi; Basidiomycota; Agaricomycetes; Agaricales; Physalacriaceae
Exons: 2
Coding region: 344-1561 (405 amino acids)
Source: RefSeq, a predicted model, not a curated record
ACGGAAGGAAUGUUUUGUAGAAGGCGCUGCUUCCUGAUUUCAUUGUAUUGCCUGUCAUCGGGUCCAAUCUACAUGUCCGCCUUGCGUCAACUCGCUGUGUUGAAUAAGAUCAUGGCGUACUCCGUCCCUGAGUGCUGUGGUUUAUCUCCAGUGUGUUGUUGUGCCCCCACUGCUACCAUGACUCAUUCCGUCGAGCGCAACUCCGAGCUACACCUUGCUUCAAUACUUCGAGUCUCUCGACCGGUUUCGACAUGAACCUUUUCUGCGAAAUAAGCGUUUGACGUUUCUCACGAAGAGUGUUUUGAUUCUUAUCAUUCUUUAGCGCCCUUUCUCGGUGUCCAUCAUGCUGUUAUUCAUGCUUUUGGCUCUCGUUAGUAGAGUCAGAUGUGAUUCUGUGAUCGAAGACCCAGGGGCCAAUGAUCAGAGAACGUUGCUGCAACUCAUUUGGAGCUGCAGUGCCACGAUCUUCGCGUGCACCUGGCUCGCUGUCCACCCGAAUGUUCCUGGGAGAGCUCUCAAAAGGCGCGGAAGGCUGGCAAUAGCCUUUCGACGGGCGAAGCUCAUGCUUCUUACUAUCAUAGUCCCGGAGAUUAUCAUAGGUUGGGCUGCUGCACAGUGGAGAGUCGCGCGAUACAUCAAGAAUCUAUCACCUCAAAAGCUCACCAUGGCACAUGGCUUCUUCGUAGCCAUGGGUGGAUUCUGUAACAGUCACGGGGAUAUCCUCUGCUGUAAAGACUUAUAUCCAAUCGGACACGAGCGUAAUGGAGAAUCCUGUCGGGAAUCCUGGAUUGACGCUUUAGCGGGAGUGCCGGAGGAGGAGAUGGAGGAAAGAAGCAAAGCCGACGCGUUCUCCAAAGGCAUUGCCAUUAUCCAGAUAUCCUGGUUUGCCCUCCAGUGUCUCGCUCGCGUGAUACAGGACCUCCCCAUCGUCCCAAUCGAGAUGUCUGCGCUGGCGUUCUCGGUUCUGAGCAUCGUGCUGUACAUGAUAUGGUGGUACAAACCAUUUGAUAUCCAAGUACAUAUCGUGCUCCCCGUUGGUGCGAAGCUGGACUAUGCUGAUCAUGAAGACCGAGAGCAUGUCGGGCUGCUCCGCUGCAUUAAUGAUUGGUAUUAUAAUGUGCUGGUCGCGAUAUACGGAUGCGCGGACGACGAUACGAUCCCGACUAUCGAAACUGGUGUGUCGGAAAUCUAUGUGGCGGACUACAUCGAUAAUCCUUCGCUCCCUUCGACGCCUGCUGUGCUGCGUUGGCUAGCAGCAUGGGCGGUGGGAGCUUUGUUCGGAUCCAUGUAUCUCGUUGAUUGGUCUUAUGAGUUUCCUUCCAACGUCGAGCGGACUUUGUGGCGCACGUCCGCUAUCGCGAUCACAUCCAUUCCGCUGUGGUUCCUCGUGCAGGGGUACAGCUUCUUCUUUUGCCCUUCUCAUCUCUCGAUGGCCUUUGCUGCUACGUGCUAUAUUACCGCCAGGAUAUGUAUUAUCGUUUUAGCACUUAUGUCUUUACGUUGUCUUCUACCAGCGGCUCUGGUUGAGGUUUCUUGGACUAUGUAUAUUCCACAUGUCUAGAUGUUAGUUGGUUUUUUUUUCUUUUCUUUUGUUGUAUAUCUCCCGCUUGUAGUUACCUGGUGUAAUCACAGAUUUAAAUGUCGUUUCGUGUAGUCACAUUCUGCCGUGCGCAUCCUCACUUCCUUGACGUCUUUGAUGAAAAUGGUUCUCAACGAGAAGAUCCCAUCUGUUGUUGUCAUCUAGAAACCUGAUAUAUACUUCCAGGACAUAGAUCAGAAAAAAUCUGUCAGGGAGCAGAGACG